Messenger RNA from Drosophila mojavensis, 1242 nucleotides. Its product is annotated as palmitoyltransferase ZDHHC6. Gene Ontology annotation, molecular function: palmitoyltransferase activity; protein binding. Gene Ontology annotation, biological process: protein palmitoylation. Gene Ontology annotation, cellular component: Golgi apparatus. The transcript has a single exon. Bases 1 to 1242 code for a protein of 413 amino acids. The record is from RefSeq and is a predicted model, not a curated record. NCBI's taxonomy places the organism in Eukaryota, Metazoa, Arthropoda, Insecta, Diptera, Drosophilidae.
AUGACAUACCAUGAUGAUCCCUAUGAAUUGGGUCUCUUUUUGCACUGGGGUCCUAUAGUAACGCUGAUUCUUAGCGCUACCGUAACCUUGACCACCUGGAAGUGGUGGCCACCGGAGGAGUCCUUAUUCUGGAGCGCCCACUUCGCACUCUAUGUGCUGCUGAAUGUGCUGUCCCUGUACAACUUCGUGAAGGCCGUGUUGGUGGGGCCGGGCCUGUUGCCGCGUGGCUGGCACCCCGUAAACCCCAAAGAGGCGAAAUAUAUGCAGUACUGCAAGAAGUGUGAGGGCUAUAAGGCACCUCGGGUGCAUCACUGUCGUCGCUGCGAUCGUUGUGUGAUGAAAAUGGAUCAUCAUUGCCCGUGGAUCAAUCGCUGUGUGGGCUGGUCGAAUCAAAUGUAUUUCGUAUUUUUUCUGUUCUUUUACUUGAUGAGCAAUUUGCAUGCCUUCUGCGUUCUUACAAUUUCCGGCUAUCAGUUCUUCAUGGACAGCACCGAAAUAGCUCGUCGCUAUCAUAACGGCAAUUUGGAACGAUAUCUUCGCCAGCAUUUCUUUGGCAUAUUCAUGGCAAUCAUGAGCUUUGGGCUCACCAUCGGCAUAGUACUGUGCAUGCUGAAGCUGCUGGUCAUCCAGAUCGGUGCUAUACUCAAGAAUGUUACGGACGUGGAACAAUGGAUUGUGGAGAAGGCACGCGCACGUCGCUAUAAGAAGAAUAUGAAACCAUUUGUCUUUCCCUACAAUCUUGGCUGGAAAUUAAACUUAGCCGAGGUGUUAAACAUUGAGCGACAGCAUCGCGGCCAUGGCAUCGAGUUUCCCGUUGUCAAGGGCUGUAAUCAAUAUACGCUCACAUUAGAGCAACUGGCACAGAAGGCAGAGAAACGCAAUCGUACGCGCACCUACAAAUGCAUUUUGCCUGCAACUGGCAGCUGGUUGCCCAUUUGGUCGCAAGGCUUGCGGGUGAUUUUCGACUCUCCCCUCACAGACGAUCCGCGCAUCAAGCUGGAGCCAAACGAUCUCAUACGAGUUACACGCAAGCGCAAGCAUUGGCUGUUCGGAGAGCGAGUUGUGGGCGACGAUAGCCGCAAGGGUGCGAUUCGUGGCUGGUUUCCCAGGCGCUGUGCUGUCGAGGUGAACGAUAACGGCGACACGAUCGUUAAUGCUGCAGCUAAGCCAGAGGCGCCCAAUGCGAGCAAACAUAGAGUUGGCAAGCCAAAGAAGUCAGACAAGAUCAAUAAGGAUUUGUAG